Molecule: messenger RNA, 324 nt
Organism: Neurospora hispaniola
Lineage: Eukaryota; Fungi; Ascomycota; Sordariomycetes; Sordariales; Sordariaceae
Product: ubiquinol--cytochrome-c reductase chain
Exons: 4
Coding region: 1-324 (107 amino acids)
Biological process (GO): mitochondrial electron transport, ubiquinol to cytochrome c
Source: RefSeq, a predicted model, not a curated record
AUGCGUCCUACUCAGACCAUGCUCGGUGGCGGCGGCGGCGCCCCCAUCGGCAAGUACAACCACUACCUUGGUGGCUGGGGUAACUUUGGUGGCUUGAAGCAGAGGGGCAUCAUCUCCUACGGUAUCAGCCCUAACCGCCAGAACCCCCUCGCCGGCACUGCCCACGACGCCGUUUUCAACACCUUCAGACGUGUCAGCUCCCAGUUCCUCUACUGGGCCCCCUCCCUUGUUGCCGGCUACUACAUCAUGAACUGGGCUGUCGAGCGGAACCACUACCUCAACUCGAAGGCCGGUCGUGCUGAGUUCGCUGGCCAGGAGGAGUAA